Molecule: messenger RNA, 327 nt
Organism: Trypanosoma grayi
Lineage: Eukaryota; Euglenozoa; Kinetoplastea; Trypanosomatida; Trypanosomatidae
Exons: 1
Source: RefSeq, a predicted model, not a curated record
ACCUCCAUGAAGUAUUGCUUCGUCCAAGAUGCCACCACGUUUAUUCCCCGUUGUAGGGUGGUCGUCAUGAUCUCUCGGUCACUGUGUCAAGCCCUUGGUGAUGCCGGCCACCUCAUCGUGGCACCAAGGCCCAGCACCCCGUAUUGUCGGGGGAAGCCAGGCGCCAGCAACGUUCGCCACUUGGAGAACUUUGCGGCGCCCGGCUUACGGCAUCACACAGUACCAGGGCCUGCCGCGCCUUGCUGGGACACAGUAUUAUCCUUGUCGGUCUUGGGGCGCGUGUUACCGCGCCAUCAGCAGUAUCAUCCGCACCAAGUUACUGCUUAG